Messenger RNA from Macroventuria anomochaeta, 3199 nucleotides. RefSeq names its product secretory pathway Sec39. Lineage: Eukaryota; Fungi; Ascomycota; Dothideomycetes; Pleosporales; Didymellaceae. The transcript is spliced from 2 exons. The record is from RefSeq and is a predicted model, not a curated record. Gene Ontology annotation, biological process: retrograde vesicle-mediated transport, Golgi to endoplasmic reticulum. Bases 38 to 2863 code for a protein of 941 amino acids.
ACAGCUGACAGUAGUUCGAGCCUGGUAUUGCAGGAACAUGUCCGUCCUUCAAAGGCUCCAGAAGCUCUCAGAACUGCAGUGUUUGCUGCUGGCUGUCCAAUAUGCCACCGAAUCGAACAUCGACUCUCUGCGAGCAUUGACGGCAUUGCGCGAAUCUGAAUUGCCGUUUGGGCUGGUGCUGAACGUCCUCCUCACAUUCUUACCAGAGGGCGCAGAGCCCACAGCAUAUGUCGAGUAUCUGAAUGAGCUUGCGACUGGCCCACGGCAUCCCGGCGACGACCCCGCUGCGCACUUGGCCAUCGCUGCGGUCGAGGCGCUAUCGAAAUCGCAAGCAAAGAAGAGGAGGAGAGAAAUAGAACUGCUGCCGCUGGUGCACCCCCAGUACGCUGCAGAGCUCGAGCUCGACCCUUUCAGCCAUUUCCUUAUCCACCGCGCGCAUCGCAUCGACUCGCAGACCGGCUUGCUCGACCUCGUACCGCAGCUCAUCGUCCCCUUCCUCCACCACUCCGAGUACCUCCGAACUUGGUUCAUUUCGACUGCCCUCCCGCUGCUGCGCCUAAGCUACGAGUACUACCCGCAGGGCACCGCGUCAUCUCUUGAUGAGUUCGCCAGUUUGAGGGGAAAGCGGGCACUAGACUUCAAUCUCUCGAAUCUUCGUGCUGCGAGGAAAGCUGGAGCAGACACACAAAACGCAGCACGAGAUCUGAGGGGCAUCGUCUCUCCAUGGAUAUGCGGAGCCAGCGAUCGAAAGAGACGGAAGAUCUCUAGCGAGAACCGUAGGGCAUCGAUGGCAGAAAUGCAGACACAAGAGUCAAAUGAUUGGGACUGCCUGUUCCGGUGGCUGUUGCACACUUCGAAAGAAGACCUGCCUCUAGUCGCUGCUGCCAUAUCUGAGUGGGAUGGACCGGAGGACAUGGACCUUGGAGGCUUCGAAGAAGGUCGUGAUUAUGUGGACGAGGACACACAGCGCCGCUUGGAGACAAAGUACGCACAAACAGCGCUCUCAUGUUUGUACCUGGUCGAUGCGAGCGACGUUGGUGCACUACAGACGGCCCAUGCUCUGCUUACGCGCAUAUGCGACCUUCUCCACUAUGACCCACCACCAGAUCUCAACAUUGGUGUUGAGUCACUCCCAUCAUAUGACCUCAAGAUACCAAUACUGCAAGACGCCACUUCCUCGUUGAUCCAGGAAGAACGACUCCUCGCGUCUGACAACGAUAUCACAAAACCAGAGCAAGGCGCUUUCCGGAUCAUUGAGCUGGUACUCUUUUCGGCGUGUGUCUUGUCAAGCCUGCAACACCCCGUCUCACCACGGACAGUCGCCAACCUGUCCUUACGGGACGACUAUGCUGAGCAAUCCGCACUGCUCCAGAAGGUACUCCACGCCCUCAGCGGCGGCCCAAAGAAAGACAGCGGUCAGUGGCGGACCAUCAGAUCCAAACUGCUCUGGCUGUGGAACUGGGGCACAGAUGCGCACGACAACGAUCGUCAUGGUCAGGGUAUCUUAGGGAUGCUGGAGAAGACGACCAUUGAGACAGAGAUCUUGAAGUCGCUCAUCGAGGGCAGUCACUUCCCUCUUGCAGCACAAAUCUACGUCAACCCAGCUUUCGGCGAACACCCUCUUCUGCAAUCUGAAGUUGAGAAGGUUGUGUUAUCCGCUGCUUUGCAUCAUUACGACAAUGCUAGCAAUGGCAACCGAAAUAGAGGGGGCAUGAAGCGUUGCGCAGAGAUUGUCGCUGCCUUUGCUCCUCACUUCUCCAAGUCUUCACGCUUUCAGCAAACACAGGCAUUGCUUUCAGCGACGCAUGCGAUGUCUUUCUAUUCUUUAAUCCUCCAGCACGGCGUACCAUUUCAGCCAGUCAGCAUUAGAGUUAGCUCAGACCCAUUGUCGCUCAUACAAAAGCUACUCUUGCAGAACCUCGGCAGUUACACCAAACUCGACGAUAUGAUCUCCAUAGGGCAGAACCUGGUUGUGUCGAUGCCAUCGACUAUCAUGGACGAUGCCAAAGAUGCUGGCCCGUUCGAUGCGACCACAGUCGAGAAAAAGAAAGCCGCUGCCGAACGUCGAGUUAUCGGUAUGGCUAUCGACGCUGCUCUAGAAGAAGGCGACUUUGAGACAGCAUAUUCUUACGUCGUGAACCGCCUAACCCCGACCGCAACACCAUCACCAGCAGUCUCGACAUCGUCACAGCGCUUCUCAUUCGACUCCGACACCUCGGCAAAGCAAGCCGAUGACGCAGAAGACGUCGCCUGGCGCGCAGCCCUCCGCGCCGGUCGCUACAAGCCCUCCCUCUCCUCCUCGGGAACAUGGUCCCACGCGACAUCCGCACGACCUGAUCUCCGCCACCUCGAGCAACGCAUGGAGCUCUUAUCCCAAGCCCUCCUCCUCGCCCCGCCAGCCCAUCUCGAAGAAGUCCUCAACGUAUGGCAGCAGUGCGAAGCCGAAAUGACCGAACUCCUCGCACAAGAAACAGAAGCCGAGGAGCGCUUCAACGACGCUGCUGAUCGCAAGCUGCCUGGUGCUUUCGAUAUGGGCACCAUUCCCACCGUACAGCCGCGCCGCGAAGUCGGACGAGGUGCUGUCGAGGAGAGCCCGAUGGGGUUGUUUGAUGUUGCGCGAGGUGCGGCUGCUGCGUUUUCAAAGAGCGCGUUCCCGCUGCGCAGUAAUACUCAGACCUCCCCAAGACCAGAGUCGAGAGAUGCUAAGCGUGUUAGCAUGGAUCUUAGUGAUUCCGACAGCAUGCAUGGGCACGAAGAACGUGUCAGAAGGAGAGAUAUGCUGGCUAAUACGGCUUCUGGUGCGCUGCAGUCGGGUCUCGGUUGGGUGUUGGGUGCAAAACCCGUCAAUGACCAGGGUAGAUAGGCAGGUGCCCGUGUUGUAACGCAAUAUACCCAUUGACAUGUUGUCGAUCUUUUACAGUAUCACACCAUAGACACCAUCUACCGUACUACACUGAGGUACAUCCCGGAGGCCUUCAGACAGCAUUUGCCCUCUUCGUCACUACAUCCGUUUCUUAUAGUCGCUCUUCCCAACCCAGCAUACCUCUCCAUCAAGUUGCCUAGCGCCUGUCCUCACAUCAAAUCUCUCACAAUCCGCUUGCCUCCCCUCACCAUCCAAAAACAAUCAACCCACGAUGCUAACCACCAAGCUCUUCAUCGCUGCCCUCAGCCUCUUCACCACGGCCCACGCAGUCCCAGC